CGUUCGUGACCAGUCGGCUAAGAAGCAGGACUUGUUCUGACUUCGCCGGAGCCGCAAAAUAGUUGUCAAAAUGGCGGGUGAAGGUUCUGCAAGUGCGAAUCCAAAUUGCGAAGUCGUUCGUGGACAAACUUUCGAGGUUGGGCCACGAUAUACGAAUUUAUCGUACAUGGGCGAGGGUGCCUACGGGAUGGUCGUAUCUGCUUAUGAUAAUGUAACAAACACAAAGGUAGCUAUAAAAAAAAUUUCUCCCUUUGAGCAUCAGACAUAUAGUCAAAGAACAUUAAGGGAAAUAAAAAUUUUGACUAGGUUUAAGCAUGAAAAUAUAAUAGAUAUAAGGGAUAUAUUAAGGGCACCUACUAUAGAACAAAUGAAAGAUGUAUAUAUUGUUCAAUGUCUAAUGGAAACUGAUCUAUAUAAACUUCUCAAAACACAGGCUAUUAGUAAUGAUCACAUAUGCUAUUUUCUUUACCAAAUAUUAAGAGGAUUAAAGUACAUUCACUCUGCAAAUGUACUACACAGAGACUUGAAGCCAAGCAACUUGCUAUUAAAUACCACAUGUGACCUUAAAAUCUGUGAUUUUGGUUUAGCUAGAGUUGCUGAUCCAGAGCAUAAUCAUGCUGGUUUUCUUACUGAAUAUGUAGCAACAAGGUGGUAUAGAGCUCCAGAAAUAAUGCUUAAUUCCAAGGGCUAUACUAAGUCUAUAGACAUUUGGUCAGUUGGUUGCAUUCUUGCAGAAAUGCUUUCAAGGAGAGCAAUAUUUCCUGGCAAACACUACUUAGACCAACUGAACCAUAUAUUAGGAGUUCUUGGAUCACCAUCUCCUGAGGAUCUUGAGUGCAUCAUAAAUGAAAAAGCACGAAAUUAUCUUCAAUCAUUACCAUUUAAACCAAAGGUUCCAUGGACAAGUUUAUUUCCAGAUGCUGAUCUUCGAGCUUUGGAUUUGUUAGAUAAAAUGUUGACAUUUAAUCCUAACAAACGGAUUGUUGUGGAAGAUGCACUUGCGCAUCCGUAUUUAGAGCAAUAUUAUGAUCCAGAUGACGAACCGGUUGCAGCGGAACCGUUUAAGUUUGAUAUGGAGCUAGAUGAUCUUCCAAAAGAAGUAUUGAAACAAUACAUCUUCGAAGAAACUCUGUUAUUCCAAAAGAAUCAUCAAGAAAACGUUAUGUAGUCUACUGCUGCGGCGAGCCUGCAGGACGACCGAAAAGGAGGCGAAGGUGUGACGUCAGAGUAACAGAAGUGUACUUCUUUUACAGUUAUCUACAAUGGAUGCAAGAGAGAAAAAAGAAAAAUAAAGAAGACAGAACAAAAUGAAACUUUUACGAAAAUGUUUUAUCGGAGCAUGGCUUAAAAGUCGAGCUACAAGACAUACACACAGGCGAAUUUGAGAAAAUGGGCGAAGGGAGCGGUGAAUGAGGUAAAGAAAUAAAUAAACCGCAGUGUCCGUGCAUAUACUUGUACAUUCGCAUGUCUUUACCGGAGAAAAAAAAAAGAAACAAAAAUACAGUGUCCUUUUUUGUUAUAAUUGAAUGCAUAAUAUUAAUUUGUACAAUAACUUUUAUUUAUCCCGAAUUAUAUAUAGGUAACGCUAGUUGACGAUUUAUUGUUAAUCACCGUAUCAUACACAUUGUCUGUGAUUUAAUUGCCGAGCGAGUGACGUGGUUGGUGUAAUGUGUGAGAUGUUCUAAGCCACGUAACGCGGCGACCGAUAAAAUGAAUGUAAGUGCGUAGAGAGAAAAAGAGGGGGAGAAUGAGAGUGAGAGAAUACGAGAGUGAGAGAGUAAAAGAGAACUUGUAACUGCGUGCUUGCUGUAACCAACGUGUAUAUACACGCGUGUGCGUGCGAAUACACAUACAUACAGUAUAUUUUGAACAGCCAUUAAAUUCACUGAAAUAUUUGCUGAUAGUAGUUCUUUUAUUAAUAUUAUCUUUUUUUCUAUCAACUUCAUUCUACUAUUGUGGUUUUAAAGAUCAUACGACAGGUUUUUGUUUAUCAGGUCAUAUGUUCUUCUGUUACUAUUGCAGCAUGUUUAUGAUUAUUGCUGCUGUCAUAGGUAUUACUGCCUCUUGUAUGUUGAAUGAACGUGUGUGUAUAGGACUAUUGCGACUAUUGUUACUGCCUUUUAUUUCCAGAGCUGUCUCAUUUCUAUUAUUAAUUUCGUGAUCUUUUUCUGUUCUUUUUGUACAAUAUUUGUAUCAUUCGGUAUUGCGAUUCUCUUCUUUUAUGAUUUUGUUUUUGUAGACUAUUUUCGUCUGUGUUUGACUUUUUCGUGACUUCUUCCUUUAUUUUUUGCAAUUCAUAUGCGUUGUAUCUGUUAUUUCUAAUCACGACUUUUUUUCUGGUCGAUGAAUCUUUGUUACGUAAUGACGUCUUGUAGUUGCGGGUACUGUUACUGUGUAGUAGCAUGAUGGUUCUGUUCAUUUGGUGUAUCCAUGUCAUACGUUGCUUUGAUUAAUUAGCUUUGGUGAUUGACAGUUGUUCUACCAAAGCAUUUAUUGCUAGGUUUGGGAAUGUUGUGUUGGUAUCUUUUGGUUUCGGUUGUAAAGUAUUUGGAUAUAUUAGUUGAUGUCCAUUUAUACACCAAUCUAACACUACCGGUUUGCAUAUUGUUAUUUCUAACAGUAGCUCCAGGGGUGCCUUAGUAAUCUUUUCUAGCGAUUUUUACUUCAGAUCUCUAUUUUUAAAUAAGUUUCUCUUUUAGUCGUCUUUUACGACACGCAGGAAUUACGUUAGAUCUAUUCUUCUCCCAAAUCCACAAGAAGGAUAAGAAUAUUAUGCAUUAAACUCCAAUCAUUAGAAUUGGAAUUGUGCAUUGAUAUCCAGUUACCUAAUUUGAUAUGCCGAACCAUCUCUGAUUAUGAGCACAAACUUGAAAUCCCAGAAGUUAGACUGAGACCCUGAUAAGAUAACAGAGAGCUUAACCAUAAUAGCAAUAAAGUUAUCUUGUAUAAAAAUGUGAAAGAUGCUUGAUUUAGCCAAAUUGACUAAAUUGUUAUCUUCUACCAAAAUAUAUGCACUCUGAUCUUUCCUUUGAUUAAUAUUCCUCCAGAGCUUAACAAGCUUCUUGUAAAAGUAGAGAUCUCAAUGAACAGAUCUGAGUUGUGACUUUUGUUGACCUAGGUUUCAGUGGUUGUACCAAAGAGUUUGUUGCGAAUAUCACCUAUGAAAUGAAUUACUUUCCUUUUUCUCUGGUGGAUUGUCUAAGGAACCUUGUCAUUGAUGACAGUAUAAUUAAAAUAUCUUGCUUGAGUUUAUUGUAAUAAGUAAGUUGUAGGAAGUAGUGUCAUCUACACAGAUCAGUGUCUACACCCAAAAACCUAUUUACAAGUUUACUGGCACAUUAACAGAUGUGGCUCAUAAUCUUUCCAAAGGUAGUGUGAAAUCUUAACAAGACAAGAACACUGUAGGAAUAGAUACAUGACUGGCACACCUAUGUAAGAAAAGUCAUCCGCAAAUCUGCUCUAUGUUAUUGAACAAUUCUAAUUUAAUAAAAAAUUGCUAUUAUUAUCUCCUGUUCUUCUAUUCUCAGAGCGACGGGUAUAGACUAAGACGCAAACUGGUUUUAGGGCAUUUAAUAGCUUAUGUAGCAUACUUCAUUCAAUGUCGCACGUCUUUAAUAUCAUUGUUUAUUGUAUUGUGUGUUUUAUUGCGGUAUUCAGGAGUUGGUUUAUUUUAUUAAUGAAUGUAUGUAGCGGUUGAUAUUAUGAAUGAUGCAAUCUUUCAUAUCUCUCAAUUUCUACACCUAGUGAUUACUAUUAUUAUUAAUACCAUUAUUAUUAAUUUUAAUUAUUAUUAUUAUUAUUAUUAUUAUUAUUAUUAUUAUAUAAUAUUCAGUGUCAUUCUUAUAGUAGUUAUGUACCUCGCAGAAAUUCUAUUCUGCCUCUAUCAAAUUUAGUUUGUAGACGAACGAGAGGAAGCGAGAAAGACAUACAAGAAAAUAGAUGACACAACGAGCGAAUGAAUGCAUGUAUGAGAAGGAGCAAAUGAAAAAGUGAAAAAGAGAGCAAGAUACUCGAGAAAAACGUUUAAUUCAUAGUUAAUUGCAUUCGACCCAGCUUCCAGUUCUUCUAAGCGGUUUAAUUACUUCUUGUUUCACGAUCUACAGGUAUUAUUACACUGAUACUGCCAUUCUUGUGCGACAGAGCGCAUGGUGUCUGUUUGAAUAUUACCAUAUGUAAACUUUUCUAUUUUUUACAUUUCCAAUAUUUUUAUUAUACUGUACUAUGUGUCGCCUUUCGCUUGUUUUACUUCUUUUGAUUUCUUCUGUUAUUAACAGAUGUUUCGAGGAACAAUUGCUUGUCGUUCACAAAUAGCUUAAAUUACGUCAUGUUCUUAUGUUAUUUAUGCAUUCUUUUUUUUAUUUAAAAGCCAAUAAAAAACACUCUUCGUAUAAUCCACUUCUUUGAAUUCAAACACUCACCAUGUUAAUUGAAUUGAUAAUGUGAACGUUCUUGUUUCGAUUCGUGUUUUUCACUCUAAAUGUACGCGUAUAUUCAAACGAUUCUUUUUUUAUAUUCAAUAUAAUAUAUAUCCCUAGUUGAUACAUCUUCUCCGAAGAAACAUGUCGUGGCAAAUGGGUAAAAUAAUAAUCGAGCUAGGUACACGAACGUGUCGUCGAUGGUGAAUGGCGAGAAAUCCGAUUGUGAUAGCUAGACUGCGGAUUAUUUAUACAUUUACGAGAAAUUUAAGGAUGCAAAAAUGUAUAAUAUAUCCAAAGUGCAUUACUUAAAUUAUAACGAUUAAUAGGUGAGACAAAUUUCUGCUUAGAUUCCAUUUUUUCAGUUAUACCUGCAAAAAUAUUAUUUUAUUGCAUAAAUAUCCGCAGUCCGGUGAUAACUUAGGAACGAAUUUGAGCGAUGUCGAGGCACAAAUAAGAGACGAGCAAUUUACUUCAUCAUCUAUUUUUAUUUUUCUAAAAAUCAUAAUUAAAGAAACAAAAAAUCUCUUGUAUGAGACAAGUAUGUUUCAUCAUUUUCCAAUGACAAUCGGAUGAUCUUCAAGAUGGCGAGGACACGCUUGGAAUACUUAUUUAAAGAACAAAAAGAGGAACGGGUACUAUUCUUGUCUUCGAAAUUAAAGUCGAAAUCAAAGACAAGAAAGUAAGCGGUUAAAGUCUUGUUAAAUAAAUGGAAGAGAGAUCAUGUAAGCGAGAAUGAGAUACGAAGAAAGCGAUAGAAAAGUUAAUAUAGAAAGAGAGCGCAAAACGAACGAUCCAGAGUGUAAAACACUAUUUGCCUCCCUCGAUUAUCAGAUCUCACGUUCUUCGAUAUAAUCUAAUAAAAUAAUUCUCCAUUAAUAAACACAUGUCAGUGGUAUGUUGUAUAUUCGUAAAAUAAUUCACUCGAAAGAGAAAGAGAUAGGCAUCGAUGCGUUUGUUUCCCUCAAAGUUAAGAAGUUUCAUCUGUGGAAAUAACGAAGACGCCUCGUUGCCUUCGGUUUCGAGUAUCCUUUUUCACGAUUUAACUAACUCGAGAGAGAACGAAAGAGAGGAAGAAUGUUGUAUUAUUCCCCUCGAGUGUCCUUUUCCAUUUCUCAGCAUAUUUUUAUGCUUUACAGAGCAUUGAAGGAUUUAUCGGAUUAUCGAUUUAGCCUUGUCGCCGCUUUUAUAUCCGGAACCUUGUGAGAAAUAACAAUCUACCGGAGGAGAAUUUAAUAUUUCAUCGUAGUCAAAGAGAUAUUACAGGAAUUUUCAUACGAGACUUCUAAUAAUUUACGAUUGAUCUUCGUAGUUUGAAAUUUGGAAUUUUCACAAGCAUAUGAAAUUUUUCGUUUAAAAAUAAUAACGAAUAGUCAGAAUUUGAUCAAGAGUUUCAAUAAAUAUAUAAUUGAAAGGUAACGAGAUUAUCCUUUGUCUUAUUCCAGGAAAAUAAAAAUAUACUCUAGCCAUUUUUAAUUUCUGUCAAGUAUAAUUCAAUCAAUUUUAACAAACUAUUUAUUAUAUUAUGCAGUUGUAAAUGUGCGUGCAUCAUAUCAUAGAAGAUCUAGCAUCUUUAAUUUCUGUUUAAUACGUCACAAUUUUUGCAAUUGUAAAAAUGAUUAUAAAUAUAUCUGUAAUUAUAUCAUAGAAAAUUUAACUGUUCAAUAUAUUUCAAUAUACUUCAAUUUUCUAAAUUUCUCUUCAAUAUAGGCUUGCUUUUAUUUUUAAUUAUAUCAUAUUAAAAUCUUCCCGUUUAAUCAUAAGGUUGCAUUACAAAAUCAUAAAACCAAAAGAAAUGUACUUAUUACAUUUUUCUCCUCUAAUCUUUAUAUUCAGACAAAGUUUCUGUGUGUUCAAAUAUCGUCGUGAAUCACUAGUUGCAGAGAAGAAUCUAAUCUGAUAUCUCUUUACAAUUCCGCGUCCUUGUAACUGCAACUAUAUCUUUGAUGUCGUACAAAUUUUUCAACGGUGAUUUCACCGAUGUAAAUUAACAAUCAACCGAUUACGUGUCAUACGUUUUUCAUGCUGGGAAAAUUCCUUCGUUUACUGGUUUUCUGCGCAAGCGAGAAAUAUCGAAGAGGACAUUCGUUCGUUGAAAUAUGUAUGCCGUUCAUAUUAAAUCCUCAAUGUGAAACGUUCCACUUUGUGCUCACAAUACGCCUGAUGAUACUGAGAAUUUAUUUAAUUUUACUCUUCGAUGAAUUUACUAUCUGUCAAAUACACGUGAAUUUCUCUAGAAUAACUAACUUAAUUCGUUAAAUUGUCAGUAUCUCCGCGUGUCUCGAGCACGAGUUCAUUCAAUACAAGAAGAAAGAUUUCGGAGAUUUCUGUGGCUCUUGUUCACAUUUCUACAUUCUGCCUCCCUUAAUGAAUUGUGCAAUAAAUUUCUAUAAAAAGAAUAAAUCAUCAUCUAUCGAAAUUAUAAAAAAAAAAAAAAAAAAAAGAAGGAAAGUGAUGGACACAAGAGAAAUAUAAUGUUCCCUCAAAGCUUCAUUAAUUUCUUAUAAAAAAUAUAAAUUAAAGAAUAAUUCAUGUAUAAUCUUCCCUUCCUCGUAUGCAUUUCGAUUUUAUCUUCGAAGCUUAAAUAAAUAAAGAAAUAUCUUCAAGCGUUAUACGCGUGAAGCUGAUUUUUGAACGACGUUUAUAUAUGUCCGAAUCUUUCUGCGUGUACAGUUGCUAUGUGUCCGAAUUUCGUAACUUAAUCUGUGUAUGUAUUUAAGACGUUAAUUCUCAGAGUCUCAAAAAGUAGAUGCGAACGAUUAGCGAACCGCGAAAUGUUUGUCGAAUAAUUUUCACGAGCUACCUCGAUAAGACCGAGGGGACAUUGUAACGAGUCGGCUGGCUGACUAUGACGAUAUCGGUGUUCCAAAUUCGUUUCCAACGUGAAAAUUGAAUUAAACAAACAAAAAUGGAAAACUGAUAAAAAAAAAAAAAAAAAAAAGAAG
Bombus impatiens (common eastern bumble bee) is the source of this 7360-nucleotide messenger RNA. RefSeq names its product mitogen-activated protein kinase 1 (gene rl). NCBI's taxonomy places the organism in Eukaryota, Metazoa, Arthropoda, Insecta, Hymenoptera, Apidae. Gene Ontology annotation, cellular component: nucleus; cytoplasm. Gene Ontology annotation, molecular function: MAP kinase activity; ATP binding. The coding region runs from base 71 to 1168 and encodes 365 amino acids. The transcript has 8 exons. Gene Ontology annotation, biological process: intracellular signal transduction; protein phosphorylation. The record is from RefSeq and is a predicted model, not a curated record.